UUCUCGUCCUGCACAAUAAGUUUUCUCAGGGCUGUACUGCUCCUUUAAGGCUGCAUCGGGAGUUUUGAGGAGGAAAUAGGAAGUUAGUUCCCUUAACAUUUAACACAAAGACCCAAAACAAAAGGCGUUUGUCAGUGAUGGCAGGAAUAAAAGGUCUUGUUGCGUUAUCCUUUAGUGGAGCACUUGGACUGACAUUUCUGCUUUUGGGAUGUGCACUGAAAAAUUUCGGAGUGUAUUGGCCACUGUUUGUCCUGGUCUUUCACAUUCUGUCACCUAUUCCAAAUUUAAUAGCAAGGAGGCACGUGGAUGACACCGAGUCGACCAGUGCAUGCAGGGACCUGGCAUACUUCUUAACAACUGGCAUCGUAGUGUCAGCUUAUGGAUUGCCUAUUGUGCUUGCACGGAAAAGUAUUAUCCUCUGGGGUGCCUGUGGCCUGGUAAUGGCAGGUAAUUGUGUCAUUUUUCUCACAAUUCUGGGCUUUUUCCUGAUAUUUGGAGGUGGAGAUGACUUCAGCUGGGAACAGUGGUAAAACCCAUCACGGGAAGGAGCUACCACCACUAUGUAAACUGCUAAAUGUGGAUUCUAUCUAGAGGACUUUUGAAUUGAUCUUUUUGACAUGACUGCUCUUUUACUUUUAAUGUCUUACAGUACAUUGGCAUUUUUAUGUGCAUUUCAUGUUGGCUUAUGCAUGUAUAUAUAUAUAUAUAUAUAUAUAUAUAUAUAUAUAUAUAUAUAUAUAUAUAUAUAUAUAUAUAUAUAUAUAUAUAUAUAUAUACAAUGAUGUACUUAAAAAUAGAUAAUUCUGCAGUUGCAUAAAGGGGUGAAAGCGGUUUCAAUAUUAUUUUUAUCAUGUUUUGACACUAUUUGUUCACCUCAAAAUUAAUGAAAAACAUAAUGAAUGGGAUUUUUGGUAGAAGUGUUAACAUAUUUUUUGUCAUCACACUUAAAAUAUUAUGUGUAGUAUAAACUUUAAAUAGAAAUAAUUAGGAAUACCUUAAAGGUAAACAGAGUUGGUAUAUUUUGACAGCCCUGUUCCAGCACCCUUUACCACUUAUUUUUUUCGUAUUAACCCUUUAAUGACCAUUUCGACAUAACAUUUUUCACAACUGACAAAGAGUGCUGUUUUCACACAAUGAAAGUAGUGUAACCAUAGCAGUAUAUUAUUUGUUUUUAUCGCUGCUCUUUGUUUUUGCAAAGCCACUUAUGUCAAUUAGUAUAUAUAUAUAUAUAUUAGAAUAUACAGUAAGCUUUAACUUAAACCCUCUUAAACUAUGUUUACACAAAAUUACCAAAGCAGACCUCUUUCUACUCAGCCAUUCUAUGUUUCAGUUUCAUCCACAAGUUUCCAUUUAAAAGUAUAAAAGAAGAGGUCUGGAAUGUAUGCUUAUUACAAUUAUCAUCAGCGUUCAUUCCUGCAAUUAUAGAAUAGUCUAUUUUUUGCGUAGUUCCUAUAUUUAAAAAUAUUUUUAUAAUCAUAGUUCCAUGUGAAACACUAUUACAUGAUUGUUUUGUAACUUCGCACCUUGAUACACUACAGUAUAGCAUUUGGUAUACCAGAAAUUCAGGAUAUUUAGUUUGUAAUAAGUAACAGUUUCUCACCUCUGGUGUUUAUAUUAAAAUCCAUGUAGUUUGUGGUUCGAUUCACUAAAAUAAUUUGAACAAAAAUUAUGUAAGGGAAAUCCUUGCUGUUCUUGAUGACUUAUGUUUUCAGCACUUUCAAACUUUAUAUGUGAUUAUAUAAAUAAAUAAAUUUUUGUUUUUGUCAUAA
This is a messenger RNA of Misgurnus anguillicaudatus (oriental weatherfish), 1769 nucleotides long. Its product is annotated as leptin receptor gene-related protein. Lineage: Eukaryota; Metazoa; Chordata; Actinopteri; Cypriniformes; Cobitidae. Gene Ontology annotation, cellular component: endosome. The record is from RefSeq and is a predicted model, not a curated record. Gene Ontology annotation, biological process: negative regulation of growth hormone receptor signaling pathway; late endosome to vacuole transport via multivesicular body sorting pathway.